UGCAACAAGAUUGUGAACAACUACAUUUCCCAUCGCUCGAGACUACAUUACCCAUGAAGCCCCGCGCCUGCAUUUGUCGGAUUGUGCUUGGUAAUAUUGUUCCAAUGAUCGAGAAUCAAUAACAUUCAAACCAUCUACAUAAAACAUCUGUUAAAUUGAAUCGAUUCUCUAAGUACACCACGAUUUAUUCAGAAACUUGUGUACAUUUCUGGAAGAUGGGGCGGCUUUGCACAGCAGGAGACUGAUGAGGAGGGAAUGAGCAGGACACGAGGAGACAACUCACAUCUAAUGGAAUAGAGCAGUCUCACCUCUCUGACAACCAGCAGUCAUGGAAACCAAGGAAAAUGGUUCAGUGGACACCAAAAGUUCUGUGGGGAACGGGCAGCUUUCUGAUCCAGCCCACUGGGCCGUAGCGGAUGUGGUCAAUUAUUUUAAAGCUACGGGAUUUGAAGAGCAAGCUAACGCUUUCCAGGAUCAGGAAAUCGAUGGCAAAUCCCUUUUAUUAAUGACUCGAAAUGACGUUCUGACCGGACUGUCAAUAAAACUGGGUCCUGCACUGAAGAUCUAUGAGUAUCACGUCAAGCCUCUCCAAACCCAGCACUUAAAAAGUAACGUCUCAUAGCUGCUGCAGCCACAUGGAUGCAUGGAAGACAAUCACAGCAGGGUAACUGCAGGCAGAACUUAUACAUUUUAUGCAUCUUUAUAAAUAAACAUGGUGAAUUUAUUGCUUUUAAGGUCUCAUUCUGCUGUACAGGCGUAUUUACUGUUUUUAGUUUACCUACGUUUAACAUGUUCAUUCAGAUUUUACCUUCACUUUGUGUAUUUGUACAUAAAUCAUUAUUGCUUUUAAGAUUAUAUGCUUGGUUUAAUAAUGUGAUCUGUGAUGUAAAAUGAAAAAUGGCUUGAACUAAAAUUGAAACACUAUUCUUGAAGAUGUUUCUGUGUAACGCAUGAAGUAUGUUUGAGCAGAAGUGAGAUGGAGGUUGCCACCACAGUUUUGAUUUUUAUUGGUUUGUUGGUGGGUUUUUUUCUGUUUUUUAAUAGAUAAAAAGUUUGUUGAGAUAAAGUAACAGCACAAAUAUCCAAAUGUCUGAAAAUGAUGUAUUUGCUGUGGUUUACAGCUAUAAAGGCUCAACGCAUUAAGGGUUUGUUUGCAGGAAUCCUGUCAGAAUGACAGUGCUUUGUGCUGCUAUAAAUUCAGUUUAUUUAUUUCAUUCUGUAACUAAUAAUGUGAUUCCUGAUGAAUUGGUGAACCAACGCAACACUGUAAAUCUACAGCGGUUUGUGAUACAGGGUGCUUGAAACUAAAGGGAGUGUAGACUGCAAUAAAUGGUGCUUUUUUCAGACUGCUGAAAAAAUCCACUUCCCGGUCCUCA
Messenger RNA from Cyprinus carpio (common carp), 1376 nucleotides. Its product is annotated as sterile alpha motif domain containing 13. Lineage: Eukaryota; Metazoa; Chordata; Actinopteri; Cypriniformes; Cyprinidae. Gene Ontology annotation, molecular function: protein binding. The record is from RefSeq and is a predicted model, not a curated record.